AUGACAUUAAAACUAGCGUUAUAUUUUUCUUUUGCGUUAUUCGCUUGUGCGGAAUUAAAGAUAAGUUAUGAGGGGUACUCCGUUUACCAAAUAACCCCAAAAACAGAAGAACACCUAGAAGCACUCCAGGUCAUUCAAAAGAAUCGUCUGGCAGAAUACUGGGACGAUGAAUACGCAGUUAAUUUUCAAGUACAAGCAAUGGUUUCUCAAGAUAACAAGGAUAAUUUCUUGAAGGCUUUAGAGACAGUGAAGAUGGAGUCCAAAUUAAUGAUAAAUGACUUAAAUCAAGUCAUCAAUGAUCAACUCAAACCAUCGAGGGUCAAUACCCACUCAUUUCUAUCAUACAACUGGUACUCGUACCAAAGUCUGGAACAAAUUAACUUCUGGCUAGACGAGUUAGUUGCGACCUAUCCCGAUAUCGUCAGUCCUGUUGUUAUGGGACGGUCAGUUGAGAACAAAGAGAUCAGAGGUAUUAAAAUUGAUUAUCAUCCAGAACGAAAUGAGACACUGAUUGGAGUACUAGAAGGAGCUCUUCAUGCGCGAGAGUGGAUAUCACCGGCAACUGUAACAUGGAUAGUCAAGGAGUUUUUGACAAGUACUGAUCCAGAAGUAAGAGCACUAGCAGAGAAUAUCCAAUGGCAUGUUUUUCCUGUUGUCAACCCAGAUGGAUACACCUACACAUUUAGAUCUAAUAGAAUGUGGCGAAAAAACAGAGGCAAAACGAGUUCUCAAUCAUGUGCUCAUGCAGGCGUCGAGGAUGAUAUGAGCAACGGAGUCGAUUUGAAUAGAAAUUUUGACUUCCACUGGAUGUCUGUUGGUGCAUCUAAUGACUCCUGCUUCAACACCUUUGCCGGCCCAAGCCCCGCUUCUGAGCCAGAGACUCGGGCUAUAGUUGAAUACGUGACAGACUUGAAGCAACGCGGGCGCAUCAUUUACUACCUAUCCUUCCACUCCUACACACAGCUCUUUAUUAUACCCUACAGUCAUGUGCAGAGCAUUGAAGAGUUUGAGCCAGAUAAUUAUGCUGAUAUGUUCGAGAUUGCAACGAGAAGUGCUGAGAAACUCAAAGAAAGAUACGGAACGACUUACAGAGUCGGGAUUGCUGCAGACAUUUUGUAUCCUAUGGGCGGCUCGAGUUUCGACUGGGUGAAGUAUUCCGCGAACGUUCCAGUCUCGUAUCUGAUCGAGCUAAGGGACCUCGGGGAGUACGGCUUCCUGCUUCCCCCCGACCAGAUUGUCCCUAACAACUUGGAAAUCAUGGAUGCAUUACUCGAGAUGGAUAGAACGACAAGGCGCCUAGGAUAUUAUCAUUCCGGGGCCCAAACGAUUAUUUGCUCAUUUGUGAGUUAUAAAGAUUUUAAAGUUUAUAAAGUAACACCACAAUCAGAACGAGAUGUAGAGCAUCUUACGAAGCUAGAUGCGACGAAUGAGUUUAUGUUUUGGAAAGAUGUGACGAAAGUGGGAGGCGAUGUGAAGAUAAUGGUAGACCCGAAGAAGACCGCCAAGUUUGAAAAAUACAUGGAAGAUAUUGAUUUGAAAUUUGAAGUCGUUGUUGACGAUGUGCAAAGUGUUAUUGAUGAACAAAUAAAAAGACCAACAAAUGCUCGCAAUGCACAAGGAUACAGCUGGAACUAUUACCAAACUUUCGAUGAAAUUCUAGAAUGGAUGGAAAAUAUUGUAAAUGAACAUUCGGAUGUCGCAUCUUUGGUCACUAUUGGACAAAGUGUUGAAGGUAGACCAAUUAGGGGAGUAGUGAUUGACUUCAAGAAAAGGGAUAACCCUUUGAUAGGAAUGCUUGAAGGUGGUAUACACGCGAGAGAAUGGAUAUCACCAGCAACACUUACUUGGGUCAUUAAAGAGUUUCUGACAAGCACUGACGAAAACGUGAGGCAGCUAGCUGAGACGUUCCAAUGGCAUAUAUUCCCCGUCGUCAAUCCCGAUGGUUAUUCGUACACUUUCACAAAUGAUAGAAUGUGGAGGAAAAACCGGAGCCAGGCGAAUUUCAUGUCGUGCUCCCAGUGGAAUUUGAACGAUGACAUGAGUAAUGGCAUCGAUUUGAACAGGAAUUUCGGCUUCCUAUGGAUGACUGUCGGUGCCUCUAAUUUGGCAUGCUCUGAAGUAUAUGCUGGCCCUAACGCCUUUUCUGAACCCGAGUCCCUCGCGAUUAUAAAUUACGUCCUAGCUCUUCAGCAGCAAGGCACUUUACUGUACUAUGUGGCUUUUCACUCCUACUCCCAGAUGUUCUUAGUCCCUUACAGUCAUGUCGGUGGCUCACAAGUUUUAGAAGCUCCAAAUUAUGGUGACAUGUUUGAAAUUGCUAUUAAGAGUGCAGAAAAACUUGAACAGCGGCAUCAUACUGAAUAUACAGUAGGGACAUCAGUUGAUAUCUUAUAUCCUGUCUCUGGCUCCAGUUUCGAUUGGGUAAAAGGAGUUGCAGGUGUGCCCAUAGUAUAUUUGAUCGAGCUUCGUGAUGUAGGAGAAUAUGGCUUCCUUCUUCCACCAAGUCUAAUAAUUCCUAACAACCAAGAAAUUGUGGAUGCGCUUGUUGAAAUGGAUCGCGUCACGAGAGAACUGCAUUACUAUCAUAGCUCAGGAAGUAUUGUGAAGAUUAGUUUUGGGUUACUCUCAGUUGUUAUGUUAAAAUAUUUCCUUUAA
Molecule: messenger RNA, 2655 nt
Organism: Aricia agestis (brown argus)
Lineage: Eukaryota; Metazoa; Arthropoda; Insecta; Lepidoptera; Lycaenidae
Exons: 12
Coding region: 1-2655 (884 amino acids)
Biological process (GO): proteolysis
Molecular function (GO): zinc ion binding; metallocarboxypeptidase activity
Source: RefSeq, a predicted model, not a curated record